Messenger RNA from Acromyrmex echinatior (Panamanian leafcutter ant), 2449 nucleotides. RefSeq lists its product as uncharacterized. Gene Ontology annotation, molecular function: chromatin DNA binding. Gene Ontology annotation, cellular component: nucleus. Gene Ontology annotation, biological process: regulation of transcription by RNA polymerase II. Lineage: Eukaryota; Metazoa; Arthropoda; Insecta; Hymenoptera; Formicidae. The record is from RefSeq and is a predicted model, not a curated record.
GCGUAGUAAUACCGUCCUCCCCUAUCGCGGUACCCCACCAUCGCCACCCAUUGCAGCAAACCAAUAUACCCGGAAUCACAUUGCCGCGUCGACCACCGCGAGGAGUGUUCGUCGCCUGCCACGCUCAGCCACGCUGUCAUUCAUCGUUUUCGGAACGCGUUGUUUUACGAACGAAAUACGUAUUGUAAUCGAAAAGGUGUCGCACCGCGUGCUCCUAUUACCUAACCUCGCGGUCUCUUCGCGCUGUCUGUCGUUCAGUAGUGAGUGAUUUAUUCGCCAAGUGUAGUGAUCGUGUAUAUUCGUGUGAAGCGAGUGUCAACACAAAGAGAUUCUAAUUACAGGUACAUUAACUCUUCAAGUGUUUCUCUAAUCGCAUUCUUUACGAUUCGAUCUGUAGAUUGAUGUAGCGAGCGUACGUACAGAGUUACGCUACAUUGCAUGCUGGAUUUUGUGCCGAGAAACAACAAUUUUGAUUUAUCUUUGAACGUUCCACAACAUCAUCAAACAUCGUAUCAUCACGGCAGUUACAAUAUGUCGGACCAGACGUUUCACACGCCAAGUUUCGGUGACGAAGACUUUGACAUACCAACUAUUCAUCCUCAAUCGCAUCAGCAGCAGCAUCAGCAGCAGCAUCAGCAGCAUCAGCAGCAGCAGCAGCAGCAACAGCAGCAGCAACAGCAGCAGCAACAGCAGCAGCAGCAGCAGCAGCAGCAGCAACAUCAUCAACAACAUGAUUCCAUGCAAGCAUAUGGUCAGCCACAGAUGAUUCAAAGCAGUAUGCAACAAUCGUCGGACGGUCUCAAUCUGGACACUAAUGGAUAUCAGCAACAGCUCUAUUUACAGCAAGAGCAUUCGAUGCAACCGAUCAAUGUCAGUUCUGCCUAUGGCAACUCACAAAGUUCAUAUGCAACAAUGAGCUCUCCACGUCAUCAACAACAUAGCGGCCAACAAUUAUUGAUGUUGCAACAACAGCAGCAACAGGUUCAAAUGCAACAUAUGCAGUAUAUGCAUUCUCAGCAGCAGCAGCAGCAGCAGCAGCAGCAGCAGCAAUUGCAGCAACAGCAACAAAUGCAAUAUAGAAGUCCUACCGGAGGCAGUCCGACUACUAUGCAAGCAAACAAUAUUCCGGAGACGAAUAAUAAUACUACGACCAGCGAAGAUAGUGAUGAUAGUACUCCACAUUCUGGAAUGAUUGCUAUGAUAAAGCGUGAGCCACCAUCGCCAGAAGCAGCUGAUGUUGGAGCAAAGAAUCAAAGAAAAACGAAGCCCCAAAAAAAGAAGAAAAAGAGAGAUCCUAAUGAGCCACAAAAACCAGUGUCAGCGUAUGCCCUUUUCUUUAGAGAUACUCAGGCAGUAAUUAAGGGAAAACAUCCAAACGCCAGCUUCGGUGAAGUAUCUAAAAUUGUUGCGUCAAUGUGGGAUGCAUUAGACAUUGAACAUAAAAAUUAUUACAAAAAGAAAACCGAAGCAGCUAAGAAGGAAUAUUUGAAAGCUCUCGCGGCGUACAGAGCAUCUCUGGUAAGCAAAGGUGCAGGUGAAAAUGAACAAAAACAGCAAACACCACAGCCGCAACAACAAAUGCAAUACAGUGCAUACACAGGCUAUGCCAACAAUACUGCGCCAGGAAAUGUUACAUAUCAAGUCUAUAGUCCUCAACAUCAACCUGCGUCGCCUCAACAUCAGCAACAGCAGCAACAAAUGACUGUUAAUAAAAAGUCAUCUCAUCAUUUAGCCAUGCAAGGAAAUCCUCAACAAAGCUUAAUGGGCAGUGUAAUGGCACCACCUCAUAUGACACAACAGCAACAGCAGCACAUGCAACAGCAGAUUUCUCAACAGCAAUAUAUGCAGGUGCCUCAACAACAAGUACAGCAAGUGCAAGUGCAGCAACAACAGCAGCAACAAAUAAUACAUACGAGUCCACCUAGAGCAGAAUUUAUAAAAUCUGAGGAUUUAUCGAUGAAGUCUGAAACUUUAUCUAGUUCUUCAUCGCCAGUAAAUCCUUCACAAGUGACUAUGACAGGACAAAGACCUUCACCGUGUAUACAUCAAGGAUGCCCUAAUCCUGCUAUAUCUAAUAACGAAUGGGAAGAUGAAUACUGCAGCAAUGAAUGUGUGGUCAGCCAUUGCAGAGAUGUAUUCAAUACGUGGGUGUCUUCAAAUCAAAAUUCUCAACAAAACUAUUCUACAGUUAAAUAAAAGUUCUACAAGAGAUGAACUACAAUUACUCAAUGGCCUCACAUCUUAAAUGGCUCGUUGUUAAUCUGUAAAGUAAGAUAUUUAAAUGAAUGUAUAUACACAUAACUAGUGAACUUUUUAAAGUGUCAAGACUAUUCAUGCAGCAACAGAGAUCAGCAUUAGAGGAUAGUUUGAAAUGUGUAUACAGAUGUGUUCUGUAUGUGUGUAAAUGUUGACAAGAAAACAAAAAGGCAAGAGAAGGAAGAGAAAAAGA